Trichomonas vaginalis G3 is the source of this 372-nucleotide messenger RNA. Its product is annotated as protein ubiquitination. Gene Ontology annotation, molecular function: protein binding. The coding region runs from base 1 to 372 and encodes 123 amino acids. NCBI's taxonomy places the organism in Eukaryota, Parabasalia, Trichomonadida, Trichomonadidae. The record is from RefSeq and is a predicted model, not a curated record. The transcript has a single exon.
AUGACACCAUUCUUAGAAUCAGUUUGUCAUAAUAAUAAUAAAAUUUUUCAUUUUCUCAUUGAUCAAGGAUCUAAUAUUAAUGCGCAAACCGAUGAUGGACAAUCUUCGAUAAUUCUUGCUUCAUUAGGGAAUUUCACAAAUUAUAUUGAAAUUCUUCAUGAACAUGGAUUGGAUCUUAAUCAUCAAGAUAAAUAUGGAAAUACUGCUCUUCAUUAUGCAUCCGAAUACAAUUAUAAGCAAACAGUAAUCUUAUUAUUGAAACUUGGAGCUAAAUAUGACAUUAUUAAUAAUAACGGCAUGACAGCAAUUCAAGUUGCCGAUUUUCAUAAUCAUUUCAAAAUCAAGAAAAUCAUAUCAAAAUUUAUUGAAUAA